GGAGGAGCUCGCAGAACCCGCCUCCAGCCCCCAGCAGCAAAUAAAUAGAAGGCUCCCAGCCUCAGGAAGCCGGGAGAAGUUUCUAGGCGCGCGUCCCGGGUUUAUUAAGCUCCUGGCUUCACUGUAGAACGCAGAGGGCUGGCUGCGAGCCUGGGCAGCCUGGGAGGACGGUGGCUUGCUGAGCUCUGGCGAGGUGGUGCGGAGAGGGGCCCUCUGGGAUUUUGCUGGACCAGCCAGGGGUCUUGUCUUUGGGGGCUGGGACCCCAGCCUGCUGUGCAUCCCAGUGGAUGGUCCUGCGACCCUCUGGCAGAAGAUCUGCAUUUUCUGAAGCUAAAGAAUAAGCAGUGAAGACCAGCCCACCCCCAUCACCUUGCUGUGUGACCUUGGGCAGGUGGCUCCUUCUCUCUGAGCCUCUGUUUCCCCUCUGAGCUCAGCAGCCAUCAUGGCAGAUGGUCAAAUGCCUUUCUCCUGCCACUACCCCAGCCGCCUGCGCAGAGACCCCUUCCGGGACUCGCCCCUCUCCUCACGCCUGCUGGACGAUGGCUUUGGUAUGGACCCCUUCCCCAACGACUUGACCGCCUCUUGGCCUGACUGGGCCCUGCCUCGUCUCUCCUCUGCCUGGCCCGGGACCCUGAGGUCUGGCAUGGUGCCCCGGGGGCCCACUGCCACAAACAUCUUUGGGGUUCCUGCCGAGGGCAGGAGCCCCCCACCUUUCCCUGGAGAGCCCUGGAAAGUGUGUGUCAACGUGCACAGCUUCAAGCCAGAGGAGCUGAUGGUGAAGACCAAGGAUGGCUACGUGGAGGUGUCGGGCAAGCACGAAGAGAAGCAACAGGAAGGCGGCAUCGUUUCCAAGAACUUCACAAAGAAAAUCCAGCUUCCUGCAGAGGUGGAUCCUGUGACAGUGUUUGCUUCCCUAUCUCCUGAGGGUCUGCUGAUCAUCGAGGCACCCCAGGUUCCGCCUUACUCACCAUUUGGAGAGAGCAGUUUCAACCACGAGCUUCCCCAGGACAGCCAGGAAGUCACCUGUACCUGAGACCCCAGUCUCAGCCCAUCCUUCUUCUGUCCCCUACCCUAGGGCUUCUCUGAUUCCAGGGUACAUUACUUUAGCUAAACUCAGAUCUAGUGCAACUAAAAUGUGGGGGGUCGGGGGGUGGGGACUGACCACUGAUUUCCUGGAUAGUGUAGCAAUAGGUUUUUCCACAAGGUGGCGCAAUUGGCGAGCGAUGCUUGGUUGCGUUAUGCCAAAACACUAGGGAUUUCUCUAUCUUGACGAAAAGGUUGCACAUUCUAUAGUUGCCAAACAAAACAAAAGGGGACUUAACGUUUUACCUGGCAUCUUGCCUUGCAGGAGAUGCAAAGGUUACUUUCUCUGGGGACCUCCCCAUCACCCAAAUUCUUACUCUGGGCUUCCAAUUUCCAUGCCUGCCGCAUGGUUUGGUUAAUGGAACCCACUACUCACCCCACUGUGUCUCUACACGGCUGACCUACAGAGGGUUAUAACAGGUCUUAUACCCCCUAUGGGCUUAAUCUACCAACCACAUGAAACAAACAGUGCCUUCUGUCCUCUGCCCAGAUGUUUACAGCAUGUUCCCAAGCUGGCACUCCCUAGGGACUCUGGGAGCCUCUCGGUUUAUUCUCUGGCUAAGGUCCCCCUUUCUUGUGUCCCCUAUGUCCAAGUCGGGAUUUUUACAGAGGGAGCUGUCCCCAGACAGCUCCAUCAGGAACCAAGCAAAGGCCAGACAGCCUGGCAGAAUGGCGUGUGGUAUUGUGUCUACGGGUGGGAUGUGUGUGUCGUUAUUUGAGUUGUGCUGUUGUUUAGGUAAAAUAACACUCAGUACAUAAGAAAAAGAAUAAAGGAGCUGAUGUUCUUA
Messenger RNA from Tupaia belangeri chinensis (Chinese tree shrew), 1871 nucleotides. RefSeq names its product heat shock protein family B (small) member 8 (gene HSPB8). Lineage: Eukaryota; Metazoa; Chordata; Mammalia; Scandentia; Tupaiidae. Gene Ontology annotation, cellular component: cytoplasm; protein folding chaperone complex; nucleus. The transcript is spliced from 3 exons. The record is from RefSeq and is a predicted model, not a curated record. Gene Ontology annotation, molecular function: protein homodimerization activity. Gene Ontology annotation, biological process: cellular response to unfolded protein. The coding region runs from base 443 to 1033 and encodes 196 amino acids.